AUGGGCCGCUCUCGAAGCCGAAGCUCAUCUAGGUCAAAACACUCCAAAAGCAGCAAGCACAGUAAGAAAAGGAGUCGGUCGCGAUCCAGAGACAGGGAGAGGUCCAAGAAGCGUUCCAAGUCGAGAGAAGCUAAAAGGAACAGGCGCAGAGAAUCUCGUUCCCGGUCCCGGUCUGCCACAACCUCGUCUCGCAGGGACAGAGCGGCAUCCCCGCCGGAGCGCAUCGACAUAUUUGGAAGGACAUUGAGCAAGAGAAAUGCCCUAGACGAGAAACAGAGGAAGGAGGAGGAAGAACGGAAAGCUGAAAUGGAACGGCAAAGAAAAAUUCGUCAACAGGAGAUUGAAGAAAAGCUUAUUGAAGAGGAGACAGCACGGCGAGUGGAGGAGCUGGUGGCCAAACGGGUGGAGGAGGAGCUGGAGAAGCGUAAGGACGAGAUUGAGCGAGAGGUGUUGCGUCGCGUUGAGGAGGCAAAGCGCAUCAUGGAGCGGCAGCUGCUGGAGGAGCUGGAAAGACAGCGACAUGCUGAGUUGGCGGCACAAAAGGCCAGAGAGGAGGAAGAAAAAUCGAAGCGGGAGGAGCUUGAAAAAAUCUUGGAGGAGAAUAACCGUAAGAUUGCAGAGGCCCAAGCAAAGCUGGCUGAAGAUCAGUUGCGCAUUGUGGAAGAGCAAAGAAAAAUUCAUGAGGAGCGCAUGAAACUGGAGCAGGACCGACAAAAGCAGCAGAAGGAGGAGCAGAAAAUGAUCCUUGGCAAGGGCAAGUCUAGACCGAAGCUGUCCUUUUCCCUCAAGGCCACUGAAUGA
Molecule: messenger RNA, 801 nt
Organism: Nerophis lumbriciformis (worm pipefish)
Lineage: Eukaryota; Metazoa; Chordata; Actinopteri; Syngnathiformes; Syngnathidae
Source: RefSeq, a predicted model, not a curated record